CAGGGGCGCGCAUAGGGGAGGAGGCGGCGAAGGAGGGGGGAAAGUGUUACGUGGUGACGUUAAUUCUAUAUGAGCGCGAGCGGCGGGAGCUUGGGUCUUUUUACCGCCAGCCGCGCGGCGCUUCUUCCUCGCUCCUGAGUCACUGCGAGACCCGGCCUCGCGCAGACUUUUUCCAAGAUCUAGAAAAAUGGCAGACAUUGACAACAAAGAACAGGCUGAACUUGACCAGCAAGAUGAAGAUGUUGAAGAAGUAGAAGAAGAAGAAACUGGAGAGGAUGCCAACAGCAAAGCUCGUCAGCUGACUGUACAAAUGAUGCAGAAUCCACAGAUCCUUGCAGCUCUUCAGGAAAGACUUGAUGGCCUGGUUGGAACACCAACAGGAUAUAUAGAAAGCUUGCCUAAAGUAGUAAAGAGACGUGUGAAUGCACUCAAGAAUCUUCAAGUUAAAUGUGCACAGAUAGAAGCAAAGUUCUAUGAAGAAGUUCAUGAAUUGGAAAGAAAAUAUGCUGCUCUUUAUCAGCCUUUGUUUGACAAGAGGAGUGAAAUCAUCAAUGCAGUUUAUGAACCUACUGAGGAGGAAUGUGAAUGGAAAACAGAUGUCGAAGAAGAGAUUUCAGAGGAAAUGAAAGAGAAGGCCAAGCUUGAAGAAGAGAAAAAAGAUGAAGAAAAAGAUGAUCCUAAAGGAAUUCCUGAAUUUUGGUUGACUGUAUUCAAGAAUGUUGAUUUGCUCAGUGAUAUGGUUCAGGAACACGAUGAACCUAUUCUGAAAAACUUGAAAGAUAUCAAAGUGAAGUUUUCAGAGGCUGGGCAGCCAAUGACAUUUACAUUAGAAUUCCACUUUGAACCUAAUGAAUAUUUCACAAAUGAAGUGCUGACAAAAACAUACAGAAUGAGAUCAGAACCAGAUGAUUCUGAUCCUUUCUCCUUCGAUGGACCAGAAAUUAUGGGUUGUACAGGGUGCCAAAUAGACUGGAAAAAGGGGAAGAACGUUACUUUGAAAACCAUCAAAAAGAAACAGAAGCACAAGGGACGUGGAACAGUUAGAACAGUGACAAAAACGGUUUCCAAUGACUCUUUCUUCAACUUUUUCUCUCCUCCUGAAGUUCCAGAAAGUGGAGAUUUGGAUGAUGAUUCUGAAGCAAUUCUUGCAGCUGAUUUUGAAAUUGGUCACUUUCUACGCGAGCGCAUAGUUCCACGAUCAGUAUUGUAUUUCACAGGAGAAGCCAUUGAAGAUGAUGAUGAUGAUUAUGAUGAAGAGGGUGAGGAGGCAGAUGAUGAGGAAGGGGAAGAGGAAGCAGAUGAAGAAAAUGAUCCCGAUUAUGACCCUAAAAAGGAUCAAAACCCAGCAGAAUGCAAGCAGCAGUGAAACAGUGUGUAUGUGGCCUUGAGGAUUAUCUGCACUGUAAUAGCCUAAACACAACUAUUAGUUACUUACAGCCUUAUGUUUUGUAUCUUGGUAGAAUUAAGUGAACAUUUUGUUAAAACAAACUGACAGAACCAGUUUAAAAUGUAGGUUCCUUGUACCUAGCAUUUUAAUAGUACUUUUCUGCCAAUAUGUAGAAUGCAGUAAAUCCCUAAAGCAUGAAUAGUUAAUUCAUUGCUAUAUAUAGUUUGGUUCUUGUGAAGUCUGUUGUCAUGUAGCUAUUAGACUGCAGCUGUGAAGAUACCAGAACUGUUGACGGAGACCAAUAUUUGUUUAGAGAAGAUCCUUUCCUGAAGAACCAACCAAAGUAUUUUUCAGCCCAGUAGUUGAAAUGGGUGUAAUUCUGCUUGCACUAGCUGUGCCUUCAUUACUUUGUUAUAGAAAUGGCAGUGACUUGUACUAAUUAGGAGAUGGAUGCAUUUUUGAAUUUGAUUAUAUCCAUAUAAUCUGUUAAUAUCCAUCAAGACCACACUGAACAUUCAUAACUGUCUGCUUGUUUAUGCUCUAGGUUUUUGUAUUUUGUGACAGUGACCUACAAAACAAAACAAAAAAAUCAAAAACAAAAAUCAAAAACAAAACAACACUAGAGACAUCAUAAUAAGGUUGUUUAUCACUGGGGUGUGAAUAAACCUAGUAUUUUCAGAAACUAGUUGUGUCCCUGGGUAAAUAUAUUUUUCUGGUUUUAUCAAUAACAAAAAUAGGCUUGAGAGCUGUGGGGAGUACUGUUAAACAGGCAUCCAGGAGUACCUGGCCAAAUCAUGGAAAUGCCUGCAGUGGUUAUGUCCUUGCACCAUUCACGUUAAUACUUGUAAGCCUUGCAUAAAUGAUUUCAGAGGGCUUUCCAAUAGGUUUCUAGUGUUGCUCCCCCCCCCC
Molecule: messenger RNA, 2296 nt
Organism: Gekko japonicus
Lineage: Eukaryota; Metazoa; Chordata; Lepidosauria; Squamata; Gekkonidae
Gene: NAP1L1
Product: nucleosome assembly protein 1-like 1
Exons: 15
Coding region: 188-1366 (392 amino acids)
Biological process (GO): nucleosome assembly
Cellular component (GO): chromatin; nucleus
Molecular function (GO): chromatin binding; histone binding
Source: RefSeq, a predicted model, not a curated record